Molecule: messenger RNA, 2084 nt
Organism: Centruroides sculpturatus (bark scorpion)
Lineage: Eukaryota; Metazoa; Arthropoda; Arachnida; Scorpiones; Buthidae
Exons: 2
Coding region: 1-1431 (476 amino acids)
Source: RefSeq, a predicted model, not a curated record
AUGGGUCUAAAAAGAUUAAAUUCAUUCACUUCACCAGGUCAAAAUGUCAGCAACUUAACAGAGUUAUUGAGUUCAUUAGCCGAUCGUUCUAACCUUCCUCUCGCAUACUGGACCACAUAUAAAAACCGUCCUGUAGGCAACAAGACUUGCGCUCGCUUUCCCAGCCUAUACGAAUUAGAGUUUAAUAAUAUCUACUGGCAAACAUUACGCACUUCUAACGGCACUUUCUAUCUUUAUGGUGCCUAUUACGAUGAUAGAUGGAGAGCCGGUGGCAUACCCAUUGUAAGAAUAUUAGGAAUGGUAGAUAAAAUCAAACCACUCCCAACCACUUGUCAGCUUUGGUUCGAUGGGAUGAAAACUGCCGUUUUCUCUCCAACAACCUAUACUUACGGUUGGUACAGUAAAUGGGGCAAUUAUAAAGAUGGAAUUUUGCAGCCUUUUAUCAUCUCUUGUAAAAUACCGAAGAAGGAAUCGGGUGGUAAAGUACCAUCUUCAGUAUCUUUGGUCGAGCACAGAUGUGAUAAACCAACCACAAACUUACGAGUGAUCAACAAUCGACCGAAAGUAAAAGAAAACUUCGCUGUCUGCGUGAAAGGUCUGGAUUUUCUCCAUCAAGACUUGAGUGUACGAUUAGUGGAGUGGAUCGAGCUCCUGAAUAUUUUAGGAGCACAGAAAAUCUUUCUGUACGAGCUAGAAAUACAUCCCAAUAUCUCUAAAGUACUGCACUAUUAUAAGAAAAUGGGUCUGGUAGAUCUGACUCCCAUUACUUUACCCGGAAAUCAGCCAAAUAUACCGGGAUUCAGACACUUUUAUCUGAAAUCUAAGCUGACUCACAAAAGGCAAAAUGAAUUGAUUCCAUAUAACGAUUGCUUAUACAGGAAUCUUUACUCAUAUAGUUACGUAGUUUUAUUAGAUACGGACGAAAUAAUUAUGCCAAUUAAGCAUAAAAACUGGAAAGAUUUAAUGGACGAUGUUGUUAAAUUGGCGCUAAAGGAGAAAAAUUAUACACGAGCUAGUUAUAAUGUCCGUAAUGUUUAUUUUCUGGACGAUCUCCAAGAUGGCGACGAAUUGACUCAUGUAGCACACGAACAUGGUAUACCCCGAUAUUUUCAUAUGCUGCAACACGUCUAUCGAUCGAAAAAUUUUACUAAACCGGGCGCUUACGUUAAAUGCUUCCACAAUACGGAGAGAGUAGUAUCUUUGCAUAAUCACUUCCCACUGAAUUGUUUGGGGACUUGCACAACUUUCUCCAUUAAUACCUCUCUGGCUCAGUUGCAACAUUACAGGAAAGAUUGUGUGGGAUCAUUAAAAAACAGCUGCAAGACUGACUUUCGAAUCCACACCAUACGUGACACGAUCAUUUGGCGCUAUAAAGAUGAAUUAGUGAAAAGAACGGCGAACGUCUUAUCGAAAUUAGGAUUCUUUUCUUAAUCAUUAUCUAUCCGAGUCAUAUUUUUUAGUGAUUUUGACUAUUCACCGCGUGGUUCCGGUGAUGAUUUCAUGUGGGCAAUAGCACGCAAAACAAGACAUUCCUGUUUUAUGUGCAUAAAUUUGCAAGUAUGUCAAGGAGUACGAAAAGGUGAAUCAGGAAGAUGUUUUACAGGAAAGAAUUUUCAAUAUAAAAGGACCAGCGUAUUUGUAAAGUUGGAAACAAGUGUUCUUUUAUUUGUGUCAAACGGGUACAGUUUUUUUUUGUUUGUUUAAUUUAUAUCAAAACAUUUUGGUGCCAUCUUUAAGUAGAUACUGAACAUUCCACGAGUGUGUUGAAGGGAAAAUGUGAAAUAGUAAAUUUUUUUUUAACUUUUAUUCGUAUUUAAAAUGAGUUCCUGUAGUCACCAACCGAUAAAUAUCACUCAUAAUUCGAAUAAAAUGACGUAUUUUAUACGAAACAACUCAUCCAUUCAAAUUGGCCCGAUAAACUUCAGUUUAUGAAGUGUAGGUGAAUCGAACAAUUAAAAUCCCUACUGAUUAAUUUGUUAUGAUUCGCCUCUCCCAAAUUUCCUCGUAUUUGUGCCUAUAAAACCUUAUCAUUCUUAACGUCAAUCUGUGAAUUCGAUGUGAAUAAAACCGAUUUCUUAACAGUA